AUGGACAGCCCAAUCUUCCUUCAAUGGCAGCAAUGGGAAUCUCGAGUGCAAGAAUGGUUAAAUCAACCUGAAAAUGAAUUAGAUUUGCUGGAUACUACCUCCUUCGAUCGAGUGAUAUUGACUAUCUUGGCUAUAAAAUAUGAAGCUUUGUAUCAAGAUAUGAGCCCAGAAACCAGAUUCGCUGUCACGAAGCAACAUGGUGAGCGUUUAUCUACCGUUCGACUUUCAAAAACCAAAGUAUCAGAAGUGGAAGAGCCAAAAGAAGAUGACCAAGCUAAAUCAAACCUAUUCAACAAAUUCACCGAUCGUAUUUUAAGUCCGCAACAAGUGAGUAUUGAAACUUCAUCAGAAUGGCAAGAGUUUGAUCAAUUAUGUAAAUGGCAUGGAGUAGCAUUCGUCCAACGAUUUGCACGAUGUCUGCCUCAGUUUCUCGUCGAAUUAAUAUCUAUGACUUCGGCAUAUCAGGAAUUAAUUCACAAGAGCGCUAUAGUUUCAUCUAUACCUGGAAUUGCGAGUCAGGUUUAUCGAAAGAACAAUAUCGGUGAAAUUUUUCUCAGUAUUGAUAUGAAAUCCGCAAAUUUUGCUAUGCUCCAGCACAUACAUGCCAUCGAUGCUCAUAUGUAUCCGAAUUGGUCGGAGUUUUUAUCGGUAUUUGUCGGACAAAGAUCUUUAGUCAUAAACAGCAAAAAAUUACGACAGCAAUCCUUGGGUCGUCUGCCUGAGUUUUACAAACUAGAAGCACUUUGGAAACAUUUUAUGGUGUUUCGUGGACGUGGCCGUGGUCGUGGAACAAGCCGAGGCCGAGGUGGUCGAGGAGCAAGCAGAGGUCGUGGUAGAGUCAACACUCGUGGCAAUUUUCGUGGAAGGUCUCGAUUUGUCCCUCCUCAAUCAAUGAAUAUUGAGCAACAAACAAUACCAGUCAAUCCUCCAGUGGAUCUUGAUAUUAAUGUUGAUGCUAAACCAUUUUUUGUUAAUGCAAAUGUUACAGUCGAUCAACAUAUCCAAGCUCAAACAACAAAUUUACCUCGUUAUUUAGCUAGUUUAUUUGCACUCAAUGAAAAUAGUGUCGAAAUUGGACAGAAAGCUAAAGCUUGUGUAUUAGCUGCUGCUUGGGGUCGACAUGAUCAUAAAUUAGCGAAUGAUCUUUUACGUCAUCGACAUUUAUUUACUCUCACUGAAGUACUUAAAGCAGUGACUAUGCUAGAUGCUGGUCGACAAAUUCGAGUUUAUGAAAAACAACUUAAACGUCUAGAAUUAAGUAAAACAAAAUGUAAAGCAACAAAAUUAGGUAAAAUUAAAAACAACAUUGAUAAUUUAAAUAAACUCAAAGUAUCAAAUGGAUCAGCUAGUGGUGGUAUUGCUCGACAUAUUCAACGUUGGACUCGAACAUUAACUCAACAAGAACUUGAAUAUUUUGCAUUACAUAUGCCAACAGAACCAUGGAGAAAAUUAGCUGAUAUUGUUCAUUUUAAUCCUACUAAAGAUUUUCCAGCGUUACCAUGGUUUUUACCAUUUUGUUUUGGUACACCAGCACCGGACGAAACAAUGGUCAAUCGUUGUCGAGAUUUAACAGCUGUUAAUAUCAAUAAUUUAAUUAAAGAAUUUAAAAUUCCUUAUUCACAUUUAAAACAAUUCAAAGAACAUUUAAAUGAUGAAUCAAAAGCAAGAAUUGCCUCAUAUGAAGAGAAAGUAGAUACUAUUUUAUGGUACUAUGAAGAUUUAGAAUGUCCAGAUGUAGAUGAAAUUAUUAGUGAAAGAAUACGAAAUGGUGAACGAAUUACUUUACCAUACGGGAAACUUAUGGAUCGUCUUUUACUUAUUCGUACAUUACGAGAUAAUCAACCGGAUAUUCCAACAUUCUAUCGAAACAACGAAUAUAACCGUGGGCGAGGACGCGGACGUGGUCGAGGACGUGGUUUUGGCAAUGCUAAUAAUCAACAUUCACUUCAAUCGAAAAAAUCUACACUUUAUUCAGACUUAAUAUCAGUAGCCGAAGCUCAACUACAAACGAUUAAAUUACCAUUAGAAUCACCAGUUGGUGUUCUUGCUGAUGCAUCGUAUUCCAUGGAAAUUGCUAUACGUACAGCGACGAUUCUUUCAUCAUUAUUAACAGCAAUCUGUUCAGCAAAAUUGACUUUCUUCCAUGGUGAAAUGUUUCUUCCAUCAUUUACACCAAAAAAUGUUGAAGAUGUUCUUACACUAGCAUUAACAACAAAUGUUGGUGGAGGCACAGCAAAUGCUGCUGCUCUUUUACCAUAUUAUCUUAAUAGAGAAAUUAUUAAAACCUUUAUUAUGGUAACAGACGAAGAAGAAAAUGAAAGUAUUGAAUUAAUUGAUGGAACAAAAACACGAUUCUUUAAAUUAUUUAUGAAAUAUCGUGAAGAAGUUUAUCCAGCUAAAUUAGUAUUCAUUUCAUUUCUUGCUCAUCAACAUGAUCUAGGUCAAAUGUAUAAACAAUUUCAAGAAGCGAAUGUACCCGAUGUAACUCAAUUUAAAUUUAAUCGAGAACGUCCAGAUUUAACAAAACUUGAUAAUCUCUUAGGUUUGUUAUCGACUGGAUCAUCAGGUUUAUUUGAAGAUCGAGUAGGAAAAUUACAAAAUGAUUUUCAACAAGAUGGUGUUAAUUCAGUUCUGAUGAAGUUACUUAAUAAACAAGACGAGAAUGCUGUUCCAAUGGAAUCAGAAAUAACUACGGCGACAACAAACUAA
This is a messenger RNA of Adineta steineri, 2709 nucleotides long. NCBI's taxonomy places the organism in Eukaryota, Metazoa, Rotifera, Eurotatoria, Adinetida, Adinetidae. The record is from the annotation of a GenBank genome assembly.